AGCUUCUAGGCGUAGGCUUUGUUGUAUCAACUCCACCGCAUUGCUGUCCUUUGCUCUAAGGUACUCUUUUUGGUCUCCCCUCUAUUCUGGACUCUUUUUAAGCUUCUUACCUAUCCUCGAACGGUCUUGAGGUGUGCAGACAGGCGGCGAAGCCACCGCAAUGGCUUCGCGACUCGUGCUCUGCCUAGGAGACCUCUUCAUCCCAGACAGAGCUGCAGAUAUACCAGCCAAGUUCAAAAAACUCCUUGCGCCUGGCAAAAUCGGCCAAAUCCUCUGUCUAGGCAACAUCACCGACAAAGACACGUUCGAAUUCCUACGCGGCAUAGCACCAGACCUACAAAUCGUCAAAGGCGACUUUGACGUCGAAGCUCCGAACCUCGCUCUCUCCAAAGUUGUCACACAUGGCUCGCUACGUAUAGGUUUCACACACGGGCACACGAUAAUCCCGCCUGGUGAUGGCGAUAGCUUGCUGAUAGCCGCGCGGCAGAUGGAUGUGGAUAUCCUGCUAUGGGGUGGCACGCACAAAUUCGAGGCAUAUGAAAUGGAGGGCAAGUUCUUUGUGAAUCCGGGGAGUGCCACGGGGGCUAUGACCACCGGGUGGUGGACUGAAGAUGAAGACCCGACACCUAGCUUUGUGUUGAUGGAUGUUCAAGGCGAUGUCCUCGUGCUGUACGUGUACCAGCUAAGAAAGGAUGCGAAUGGCGUCGAGAAUGUUGCGGUGGAGAAGGUCUCAUUUCGGAAAAACGGCGGCGGUGUAUCAUAGAGAGGUGCCGUUCGCAGUUGGCCACCAUGCAUGCUACGAAUGUCACUCAAGGGAACGGACAAACUCCUUCCCCCGCAAUUAGGCAUCAAUCAACCCCGUCCAUGUGAUGCUAGCAUACUUGCAC
Lindgomyces ingoldianus is the source of this 887-nucleotide messenger RNA. RefSeq names its product retrograde transporter. Gene Ontology annotation, biological process: intracellular protein transport; retrograde transport, endosome to Golgi. The record is from RefSeq and is a predicted model, not a curated record. The transcript has 4 exons. Gene Ontology annotation, cellular component: retromer complex; endosome. NCBI's taxonomy places the organism in Eukaryota, Fungi, Ascomycota, Dothideomycetes, Pleosporales, Lindgomycetaceae. Bases 161 to 763 code for a protein of 200 amino acids.